GUGCAUUAACAUAAUAUAUAAACACAAGGCUUCAUCGUGCUAUUUCAUUCUUGUGGCACAAGAAAGUGGCUAAGUAAUUUUGGGCUGAAAAAUAAUAUGGCAUUUUGUAACCAAAAAAGUUUCCAAAAUUGGAAACCAUUCAUAGCAGUAGUGCUCUUGCAAUUUGGAUAUGCUGGUAUGGAUAUUCUGUCCAAGUCUGCACUGAACAAAGGAAUGAGCUGUUAUGUACUAGUCGUUUAUCGCCACGCCGUUGCCUUCGUUGUCAUCGUUCCUUUUGCAGUGAUCUUAGAAAAGAAAGUAAGACCAAAGAUGACAUUGUCAAUCUUUUUGAAGCUAGUGGCUCUCAGUGUGCUAGAGCCUGUUAUUGAUCAAAAUUUAUAUUUUUUGGGAAUGAAGUAUACAACAGCUACUUUUGCAGUUGCCAUGUUCAAUGUCCUUCCUGCUAUUACCUUUGUCGUGGCUUGGAUUCUCAAAAUGGAGAAGAUAAAAAUGAGAAGUGUACAUAGUCAAGCAAAGAUUGUUGGGACAAUAGCCACUGUUGCAGGUGCCAUGGUUAUGACAUUAAUAAAAGGCCCAAUACUUAAUUUAUUUGGAAUACAUGAAAGCAGUGCUCAAAUCCAACAUAAUGGUGGGGUAAAUCUACAACAUGCAGUAAAGGGAUCAAUUAUGAUCACAAUUGGCUGUUUUAGUUGUGCUUGUUUCACAAUUCUCCAAGCUGUUACACUUGAAACCUAUCCAGCUGAGCUAUCACUUACAGCAUGGAUAUGUCUAUUGGGAACAGUUGAAGGUGGCAUAGUAGCUUUGAUUAUGGAAAGGGGUGAACCUUCUGUUUGGUCUUUGAGUUGGGAUACAAAACUCUUGGCUGCAGUUUAUAGUGGUAUAGUUUGUUCAGGAAUGGCCUAUUACAUCCAAGGAGUGGUGAUGAGAUACAGAGGUCCAGUAUUUGUAACAACUUUCAAUCCCCUUUGCAUGGUCAUCGUCGCUAUCAUGAGCCCCUUCAUUUUGGCCGAGAAAAUUUACCUUGGAAGGGUGAUCGGUGCCGUUGUGAUUAUUUUAGGACUAUAUUUAGUGGUAUGGGGUAAAAGCAAAGAUUAUGACAGACCAAGUCCAAUUAUUAAAGAUGAAAUAUUACCAGCUAAGCAAACUAUAGAGAACAACGACAAAGAGAAAUUUCAUAGCCAUGAGGUCAUCACUAGCAGCAACUUUGGUGCAAUAGCUCGAGAUGAACAAGUGUGAGGAAAUUAAUACUUCCCACUUUGAUUCAAUCAAUAGUCCAAAUGGCUCCAUUUAACAUCAACAACAAUUAUAUAUAGGUCUUUGUUUUUGGUUGUUUAAUCUUUUGAUUAUGAAUAUAAUAGUAGACAACAAAAACACCAUUUAAAAUACGUACUAAUGAUUUCAAAGGUUGGAGAUACAUAUAUUCCAACCAACUCCCAUAUUACUAUAUUAUUAUGAGUUAACUUUAUGACACCAUCGAA
Molecule: messenger RNA, 1478 nt
Organism: Medicago truncatula (barrel medic)
Lineage: Eukaryota; Viridiplantae; Streptophyta; Magnoliopsida; Fabales; Fabaceae
Product: WAT1-related protein At2g37460
Exons: 7
Coding region: 97-1236 (379 amino acids)
Cellular component (GO): membrane
Molecular function (GO): transmembrane transporter activity
Source: RefSeq, a predicted model, not a curated record